AGGAGCGAUGUGAGCGUCUGAAGAAAUCAUCUAAACAGCAAUGCGAAGCCUUUAUUCGACUAAAUGAUCGCACCACAAUGAUGCAAGCAGACGAUACUGAGUAUCAGAAAGUAUUCGCCACCCUUGACGAGCUCGACCUUGGCUCUUUGAAACCUGUUUUCAAAGAGAAACGCUUUCGGGAUAAAACUUUAUCAUUUAUAAAAUCAGAGGGGGAAUUAAAAGAAAUCCUUAAAGAGGAACUACAGUUACCCUUUGGCCAACGAUUUGAAUUCAGUUGCCUGUGGUUUCAAAAAUUUCAUGGGACAGAAGAAGGUGCGGCUGUCCAAGGAAGAAAAACCGUCGGAAUAAAAAGUGAUCAAAAACCAAUUCCAGUUGAAAAGGGAAAAAAACCAUCAUCUGAAGCAAUAGUCGAUAGCUAUAAGGUGGAUGAACGAGAGAGAAGAAAGGAGAUCUUUGCUGAGAGGGUCAAUCUUACGAAAGAAGCGGCUGGCGCUUGCUUUGAUAACACAGGUGCCUACCGUAAACCAAGGCAAGCAUUUCUUGAGUUGCCGUCACUCGGAGACAGUAAAGAACUGUCAGCCAGUAAUCAUGGAGUUUUACAGCCAAGGAAGCCAAAGGAAGACAAACAAGUCGAAAUACUCGAAAGCAUCCCAGCAAUUUUGAAAGGAGAGAAAAAGGCGGAGGAUAUUACGAUAGGAGGAACCAGCAGUACAGAGAAGCUUAGUGAAAAAGACCUCGAUUACAAAGAAGCAUGCCAAAACGAAAGAGGGAUAGGUAGUACCCCUCUAGAGGAAGAAUGGAUAUCUUCUGACGAAGGAUUCGGUGAAAAAAGCGGAGGGGUAAAGAAAAAAGAUGUAAAAGCUCUUGAAAAGACAGAAAACAGUCAAGCUGCCAUCAGUGAAGGGGAUAUAAAAAUAGAAAAACGCCUUUCAAAAGGUCAAGCGCUAGAUCAAGCGCAAGAUCAUGUCAGUGAGGUCAUUUCAUUUGAAGGUGGAGACAAAUUUUUGACAGCCGAUCCAACACCAAAUCUGAUGGAUCGUCCAGUCGUCGCCUGCCACCGUGUACAAAAACUCUCGUCUGUCGAUGCUAGCGAUCAAGAAAUCUGGACUGAUGAAAGUGAAACUAUUCACGGCGAAGACCCUUUGGCUAACGAAUAUGAUGGCCAGAAAGGUGACGCAGAGGUUGUACCCAAAGAUAUACCUCUUCACGAAAGAGGUGUGGAUGCUGAAUUUGGGGAAGGGGAUAACAACUCCAACAACCCUUUGGAAUCUAGUUCGCAGAGUAAAAGCAAAAAGAAGAAGAAGAAGAAGAAAAAAAAGAAGGAGCAGAAUGCCUCUGAAGAGACGGGAAGCCAAACAAUCGAUCAAAGCGUGAACAAGGACGAAGAAGAGAAAGCAGGCGAUAUAAGUCUCCAUGAAGGUCAGCCAACAUGUGCACCUCAAGAUCUCCAGCAUACAUCACCAAAGGAAUCUACAGUAUCUAAAAAUAAAAUUGGUCCAGCUGAAACGGGUGAUCUCGAGGAAGAGAGCAUAUAUUCCGGGCACACUACAGAAGAAAGUCAAAAAGAAAAUAACCUUUCGUUUUUCGAAGCCACAAAGAAGAAAAAGGGACUGGAGGAAGAUGCAAGUGUCCGUAAGAGUCCUAAAGAGGUGCAAACUUCGCAGGCAACAUUCCAGGAAGGAGCCUCCAAACCGAAACAGCAAGACAAGCGCAAUGAAUUGUCCAUGCAAACAGCCGGGAAAGAAAAAGAAACAAGUUCAUGUGACACAACAGAAACAGAAACAGAAACGACUUUCUGCAGAGAUUUGCCGCUUAAAAAGUCAGCCUCCUCAACUACAGAACAGGGAAAGAUGAAGCAGGGCCCACCCAAUGAGAAACUUAUGAAUCAGGCUCAUGAACCAGGGAAACAUCACGCAGGUGGAGAGGGAGACCAGGAAAACGACUCCAGGAAAAUUGUCAUCUGUAACCCUAGGCCUUUCGGAGCGACAGGAAAAGAGUACGUCUAUGAAAAGGGAUCUGUCUUUGGUGUUGAAGAAAAUAGAGAAAUUGAGUUCAAGUCACUUGUAAAGGCCCAUAUUGAUUCUCUUCCUUGGAAAAUAAUGGAAAAGGCGAAGAAGUUUAUCUGCGCUUGCUUGAAUAGCGACCGGAAAGGCAUUAUAUACUUUGGUGUUGGAGACAGUCAAGAGCAAGGAUCAAGGUACAAGCAUGGCGAAAUCGUGGGGCUUGAUGUCACCGACAUCAAAGAUGACAUCAAUAAAGCCUUCCAAUUCGUCUUGGAUGACCACAUUAAAAGCGAUGAAGGACCGCUCCAGAAAGGCGGAGAACAAAACUGUAUCACUCUUCACUUCGUUCCUGUGAGGAUUCAAGGAAACAGCCCUAACCUGUUCGUCAUAGAAAUAGAGGUAGCGAGAGACUGGCGAUUGUGUAAGGAUAAAGUUUAUUAUUCAAAAACCUGGGUCCAGAAACGCGACAAAGACUGCGCUGGAAAGAAGGCAUUGGAUGACUAUUUCAAAGUGAAAGGCGAUUUGUUUGAUGACGUAGCAAUUCGUACCAAUGGAGCAUCUAGCAGUGUGAAGCAGUUAGAAGUCGACAGACAGGUGAAGAAACCACUCCAAGUAAAAUACAAGGAAUGGAGAAAGAAGGAAAAGCAAGGUGCCGGCGGAUUAUACGAAGCACAACAUAGUCUCGAGGAAGCUGACGCAAAAAGAUUCAGUAUCGAUGUGCGAGAGAGAUUACGUGAACUGAACUAUAAGGAUAAUGGCUACAUACUUGUCGCAAAUAAGCUGCCUGCCCUGUACAGAGGAUCACCUCAAUUAUCCUUUCUGCAAAACAUUCCUUGGGUUGCUGUGUUUGACUUAUUCGACCCGGCAUCUAAAGUAGACGGCCUACACUAUGCUUGUAAUGAGACAACUGACGCAGUACGCGCGACAAUUUAUACCCUUGAUGACUUCAAAGAAGUGACACCCGAUAAAGAUGCUCUCAUUUCGACUCGAGGAACCACCUGGAUUCUCAGUAAUGAAGAAAUGCAGAAAGGAAAUUGGAUAAAGUGUUCCAAGGAUUGUCUGUACCGAGCUUUAUCAGCUUACAAAGAAUGCUUUCUUCCGGGGAAGCUUGUGUGCAUUUUUCUUUGUCUCGCUGAGAAUGCAGUUCCCGAGAUGGCAGAUAUUAUGGAAAGCAGUUUCAGCAUUUUUGGAAACUCGGCAAGUAGUUGCGUUACCAUUCUUAGUGAAACCGCUGAAGUGGCAGAGGCAUUCAUCGAAGCCUCUAAACCUGCACUUCGGCGAGAACUGAAGGAUUGCUCUAUAACCGGUAUUCCCUGGAGCUUAUUGAAGGAAAUCGUCCGCGAAAUGGUCGGGCCUUCCAAGUUUGAGGAACCUGGAGCAAAAACAGAACUUCCGUAUUUCACUGGACAAAGCAAAGCGGUUUUUAACAAAAUCAUCAACUCUUGGAAUGAUUUAGAAGUAUAUAGCCCAAAUCCUCGGUUGUCCAUGUUCGCAGAGGCCAUUGAAAGGGAGCGGGAUGCAUUUUAUAAAGGCGCUCAGGCCAGUCAGAUUAAUCUAAUGCAAAACCAUACCAUUGCUCGAAGUCUUGAAAAAGAGGUAACUGCUAAAGUUGAUAAGGCGCUGAAGUCUUUGUCUAAAGAAAACAUGGAUGCCAACUACUACGUGAAGACUGUAACCGUUCCCUACGAGCCAGGAUCUGGUGCUACUACUCUUUGCCGUAGGAUCCUUUGGAACAAAAGAGAGGAAUAUCGUUGCGCUGUGGUAAAAGCCAUAACACCUUCUACGGACUUUCAAAUUGACAACUUCCAGCGAAUUGCAUAUGACGAGAAGAAUUCAAACUAUUCACUUCCUGUACUUGUUCUUGUUGACAACUUUCCAGAGAAUGAUGUCCGUCAUUUGACAGAUCAAAUCAUGAAAAGAAGGGCAAAAUGUGUUGUGCUAACCACGCUGCCAAUCCUGAAAUCAGAAACUAAUACACAGUUUGAGAUAACACCCUUACGAAAGCUCAACGACACGGAGACGAGUCUUGUCAAAGACAUUUUGAUUAAUAUUAUGAGCGACAGCCAGAAAAGAAGGGAGGCUGAGGAAGUCCUGGAGAGAGAAAAAAGGUUCAUUUGGUUUGGUUUGGAACUUUUUGGACGAGACUACGUUAAAAUAGAAGAGAGGCUUAAAAAACACAUUCAUAGUAUCCUAAUGGCUUUCCUGGGUGACUCACAGAGGAUGCAUAAAUCGGUCCUAGAAAUGUGUUGUUUCCUCAACAAAUACAGUGAUGGUUGUGUUAUCCUACCUCACGCAGUUGCACUAGACUCUUUGCACGAUACAAGUGCAGACAAACAAAGCUCAGGGAUUAACGAAAUCCAUGAAGUAUUUGGAGGACUGCUCCUUGAGGAACAGAACGAAACCAAUGGAUAUUAUGGUUGGCGCCCCGCACAUCCUCUUGUUAGCGAUGUGGUUACAUCAGGGAUAAGUAUCGAAGAGACAGCUAUACGUUGUCUUGAACAAGCUUGCAGUGGAAAGGCAUACGUGAUGAAGUUUCUAAGACGUCAAAUUUUCCGACUGUAUCUAGAUCGAAAAAGAUUGUCCGAUCCUGUCUUCGUAGAAGACCAAGCCUUAGACGAUGGCGCAGUCGGUGCUGAUUUAGAGAACGAAGUCUUCGGGUUUCACGGUAAACGCACCCGGUAUUCGCCUGUCAUCGUGGACAUCAUGGAUAAAGAAGAAAACAUUGAAGGGGCUCUUAGGGUUCUUCUAACCAUCUGUGAGAAGGCCACACAAAUCGAGGAUAAGGCUUACGCGUGGCAACAGUUAGCACGAUUUAUAGGGUACGAAUUGCGUGCCAACGAAAUGGACGAAACCAACGAGCUAAAUAAGCGACUUCACCACACUAUGACGGAAAUAAAACAAAUCAAGGUAGCCAUACCACGAACCGGAAUCGAUGCUGCCCACAUGGCAGUGGAUAUUGCUGUCUCCCUUCAGCCCAGUUACACCAACCAUUACACCACCAAAGGUGUUCUUUACUUUCAUCAAUUAAGGGAUUUCAAGACCAAGACGCCUUUACUUCGAGCUCUUCCAGACGCCGUCGAAAUAUGCCGCAAAGCGUUGGGCGUAUACCAUAAAGCGCUCGAGACCUCACGUGAACCUAACCAUUUCUCAAUGAUUGGUAAGAUCCAAGCCAAUGUCUCCCUCCUGGAAAUUGUUAAGGAUCUACCCUGCUUUAACUCCGAUGAGGGAAAGUUUACGAUGUACUUAGAGAGAAGAACUGUUCCUCAUGAAUUAGAGAACGCCCUUUCCCCGGAAGACCGCGACUACGUACAGAGACUUGGAACCACCACACUCGACUUAUUGAACGAGCUUUUCGGACAUGUGAAGCUUAAACAAACAACUACCUAUGAUGAAAAUGAGGGAAGGGGUCUUAACAAUGCAAAGAUUAGGGCUUCCAAUCUACGUCGAAAAUUUUAUGAGAUUACAGGAUUCGACAAAAAGGAGUUAAGCAGUGAUGACAACUCACUACUCCUCUCCCUCUCACCAAAACAACCGCCUGCGGUUUAUCAGCAGAACGUUCAAGACAUUCUCUUCAUGAAAGACGAAACACCUUACAGCGCAUGGUCAAACCUGACUGAUGGAGAAAUAAUCAAAAUCUACUUUCUGCUGAGGCCUCUUUGUCUUCGUGGGCAAGGAAGCUAUAAUGACAUGUUGAUUUGCUCCAAGGCAGGUCUUCAACUUAAAGAGAAACCUUCAGUUCAAGAGCUUGACAACAUCGUUAGCGAGUGGGUACGGAAGUAUCCAAAUUCAGAAUGGGCCCAUCUUUUCUACUAUAUGAUUCACUUUCCAAUCCCAAAUGCAUCUCUUGCACCUUGUAAUGCAGCAGCGAGGGAAUCUGUCAAAAAGUGUGGCAGGAUUGUUCGAGAAAAAGCAGGUUCAGGAUUUCGGAAAUCCGGUGCUGAGUACUUUCUUGGUAAAGGGAUUGGCCUCAACGCCAUUCUAAGUAGCCAGGAGUUUCGGUGGCUAGAAACCAAAUGGAAAACCAAGACGGAUUUUUGGCGAGGCAAGGAACCUUCUGAGAGGUUGGAACGCGUGCAAGGUCGGAAAGAGGUCGGCAGUAAAGGCAUUAUUUCGUACCAAGGAAUUCAACUGCACUUUGAUAACACACUUUAUCCCAACGAAAGCAAGGACGAUCUCUGGUUUUACGUUGGUUUCACACUCGCUGGGCCCUAUGCAUAUGAUCCAGUCGACAAGGACAAAUACACUAGUUUGAAAAGACAAAUAGGGAGUACCACACCCAUGACAACAUCCCAUCCAAUACCUGAAAGGUUUGACAACAGAGACAGAUGGAGCCUUCCUCGACACUUUGUUGCUGGCAAAAAAACGAACAAAACCUCAUCAGAUUUACCUCAAGGAAACAUCGGUGCCAUCCAAAGUGAGCGGACUUACACCCCUCCUGUUUCACGAACUCGAAGACAUGACAGAGAUUUUUAUUCCAAGGUGAGAUCCGAUGAUGUUUCGGAAUGGGGCCCAGACGUCUCAGAUGUCCCUGUUAAUUCUUAUUUGCCUGAGGCAAAACGAAACACAGACUGGAGUAUGUCAGCGUUCGCUUCGGGAAAGGAAGAGGCAAAUCAGCAGAAACAUUCUUUGGCAGCAAGAAGCCGAACUAAACAGGAACGAGCUAAAUGGAAAUCGGUAAUAGGAACUAAGGGUAACGAGAAGAGAGAGUUUUCCCCCAAAAGCGUAGAUGUAGAUGGAAAACUCCAUCAUGGAGCUUUUGUUCUUGGACUUCCAAAGUCGCAAGAGUGCACACGUCACAACUCCACGGAGGAAACCCAUUUCAUCAGAGGCUGUAAUUUUGCACAUGGCUGGAUAGGAGAUACUCUACAGUUUGUCUGCACCAAGUGUACAGAUGAGAACAGGAAGUUUUGCAAAGAAAAGGUCAGCCAUAAAGAGUACAUCUGGAAUCUUGGCCCGUACCGAACCAGCAGUGGCGAGAUCUGGAGAAAGAAAAAGGAUCCGGUAAUGGAACAAGCAUCGGAGAUAGUUUUUGAAGAUCCAUCAGAGGCCAAACCUGUGCUGUUAGAUGAUCCCUGGGGUUCCACUAAUGAUUGGGGAGCGCCCCUUCUCGAAUGGGGUGAAGAAGUUGAUGACCAUGAUGAUGGUGAUCAUGACGAUGAGGGAAACAAGGAGAACGGCGCAGAGGCGUCAGACCUGUGGAUGACGCUUGGGCCCAAUAGAUUCAGCGCCUUAUCGGAAUGAUUUAAUGAAGAAGCUGUGUUUUGAAAAACGGAAGGACUCUUCAAAUGUUGCAGCUAGGAGAGAUUGAAACUGUUUUAUUCUCCAACAGCGUAAAGUACUAAUUAUGAUUACGAGACUCUUUCCUUCCAUUUGAAGAUGAUUUCUCCAACUUAAUCAAGAUCGUUAGGUUAUUCGUCAUCACAAGGACGAAAGCAACUCUUCGAAAAGUUUAUUCUAAAGAAAAUUUGAAUUAGUCUUUAGACAAGCUGCAGAUAAGUCUUGGACUGGAGAGCGGUAACACUUUGUGUCCUUUUCUCCAAAGAAUCAAAUGUUUUAUACGUGCAUAAUUCCAAUUUAACAGUGAUGGCCAAAAUGUCAUCCACAUAAUCGCUAUGUUGCUCCAAGUUGCCUUGAUUAGUUCUAACUUUCUUACGACAAUGAUUACUAUGCUUCUUUCGUACCUUAAAAUUUUCGCCAUAUGUCUUUGUUUUCGGCUUCGAAGUUUGUGACAACUCGAACUUGGCAAUGAUCUACGUGACAUGGAUGUUAGCCAUUAUUGUCGGUUCUAGCGAAGCGUGCCCAAAUAGGAUGUUGUACGCUGUCCUUCCUAUCAAGUUGACAAAUGAGCACUAAGGUUCAGCGCUCGCAUCUUCGAUUAAUAUCGAAAAAAAUUGUCCUUCGUCUUAGUGAAUUGUAAUAACUUUAAACCCGUCAUUGUCAUUUGUCGUAAGCUGUACUCUCUUCUGAUAAGGAGGCGACUUCUUGCAGAUCACCUUGUGUCGUAUGAGGCUCUCUUAAAUUUACUAUGAUUAAUUAUCCGCUCUUCCUUCUGGUUUUAAAGAGGUUGCCAUCGUGUUGUUCCUGGGUGUAGUUAUGUAGUUGUCAAUCAAUAUACUUUGCUUUGCCAGAGUUCAGGACGUGGGUGCGGGCCAAGGUGUAAUAUUUCGAUUAUAUUCCUUGAUUGUGUUUGCAUAGGCGUUCUACCCUCACCAGUAUAACUAUACAACAAUUGUAGGCCGGCCGGAAUCGUGUGAGACACGUGAUCUUGUUCAGUCAUACCAGCAGCGUAAUUCUAUUCUUCUUUCAUUUUUUUCCUUAAUCUAAUUGUAACGCACACCUUACCUUCUCAUUUCUGUGGUUACUGCCUCUUGUAGGAGGCGAAGCCACAUACGCUAUCGAAAUGAGUGAGUGAGUGGGUAAGUGACGGUAGGUAACAAUCGAAAGCCGAACACUUCAAAAUAAUUUCACGAUGACUUCUUCUGCCCGAAAUUGAAAACAAGACUUUUCCUUGCAUAAAUAUUUUAAUAGGUGCGAUGUACACAUCGUGGAAACUUUGAAGACAAAUUUUACUUAUUCAAAGAGAGAAUUUUACCAUUUUAAUCAGCGACUAAUGCCCAAAAGAGCCGUUAAAUUUGCGAAGCGAGAAAGAUACGGAAUUUAACAUGGUAACCAUAUUGGACAAAUGAUGGGACGACGGAAUGGAAGAAUAUCCUAGAACGCGGCAUGCCUUGUUGUAUGGAACAAAAGUCUCACAAAAAUAGAAUUUCAAUGAAAUGAGAAAAUUAGUUAUAAUUAAUAGGUAAAAUUAAAAGAAUCAUAGUUUAAUCAUUAUUGGAGCCUAGAGGAUAGACCAAGAACAGUGAGGUUCUUAAGCUAAACCCUACAAAUUAUCAUUACUAUUAUUAUUGUUAUUAUUACUAUUAUUAUAAUUAUUGUCGAUAUGAUUGUUUGUGGCCAUCUAAUUAUUGGUUGAAUUUCAAUCUUCUCUUGUGGAACAGGGUACUCGUAAAUAUGUGGGAUGCGGCAGGUUUUUGUGCUAUAUCAGUAGCCACAUGGAGUCUCAGAAUGUUUUUCUCUUAAAGUUGUCGAUUGUAAAGUGGAAAUUUUUACUCUUAAGAAGCUUUGAAAAUGUAGGAAUCCUGACUUGAAAGGCUCCACUUUAACUUUUGGGGAAUGUUUUCCUUUAUUAGCGACAAAUCAAGUCUUACUGAACGUCGGCCAAAACUAGCAAUGUAUAUCCAAUAGUCUCAAUCAAUAGCUCAAGUGUUUCCGCCCUGUUUUUGCUGCUAAUGCGCCUUCUGAUUAUCAGAAAAGAAACAAGGGAAACUCACAAGCAUUGAACUACUCUUGAGCUACGAGUCGAAGAUGUAGUAUUUGUAAUCGGCUUUACGUCGAGGCGAAUCCACAAGAUGAGACAAUUUAAAUUUAAAUUUUGAAAUCAACUUGAAGACAAUUUUAUUACAAUCGCCUGAUGGACGGCUUAUAAUUACACAUGUAACACAAGUGGUCAGAGAUAUCUACAUGUAACUCCAAAAUACUGUCUAACUUAACAAGUGUGAUAGGGCAAAACCAAAAACGGCAAAAGAAUAAACAAGUAGU
Molecule: messenger RNA, 9602 nt
Organism: Pocillopora verrucosa
Lineage: Eukaryota; Metazoa; Cnidaria; Anthozoa; Scleractinia; Pocilloporidae
Source: RefSeq, a predicted model, not a curated record